CACUUGCACUUGCGACCGCGCGCGAGCAGCAGCGACGUCCCCUUUUUCCUAGAGGAAGCAGCCACAGCCCACUGAGCUCGCUCGCGCGCGCUAGCUACCUACGCACAUAUCUAGCAGCUACUACCUAGCCAGCAGCAGCUACAGCCGCGCUCGCCGAGGCCGGGGCACAGAGGGUACUACAAAGAUAUGCGGAGGCAGCAGCCGAGGCCGGGGCAGCAGCGGCGGUAGACGACGACGACGCACACAGACGCGCGCGGUCGAUCGGCUAUCAUGAGCGGAGGCGGCGGCGGCAGGCACGAGAACGGGCACGGCGGCGCGGCGGCUGCAGGUGGAAGCGGAGGAAGCAGCGACGCGCACGAGGACGACCUGGUGAUGCCGGGCUUCCGGUUCCACCCCACGGAGGAGGAGCUCAUCGAGUUCUACCUCCGCCGGAAGGUGGAGGGCAAGCGCUUCAACGUGGAGCUCAUCACCUUCCUCGACCUCUACCGCUACGACCCAUGGGAGCUCCCAGCAAUGGCCGCGAUUGGGGAGAAGGAGUGGUACUUCUACGUGCCGAGGGACCGCAAGUACCGCAACGGCGACAGGCCCAACCGGGUGACGGCGUCGGGCUACUGGAAGGCCACGGGCGCCGACCGCACCAUCAAGGCGGACAACAGCCGCCCCAUCGGGCUCAAGAAGACGCUCGUCUUCUACUCCGGCAAGGCGCCCAAGGGCGUCCGCAGCAGCUGGAUCAUGAACGAGUACCGCCUCCCGCCCGACGACACCGACCGCUACCACAAGACCGAAAUAUCCCUCUGCCGCGUGUACAAGCGCACCGGCAUCGACGACGGCGGCCACGGGCAUCCCGCCUCGGCGCGCUCGACGCCCUCCCGCGGCGUCGUCACGGCGCCGCAGCAAGACAACAAGCAGCAGGCGUCGUCGUCGUCGACGCCCACGCCGCCCACGACCCCGUCCAAGAUGAUGCAGUUCCUCCACGGCGAGUGCACGUCGUCGCAGCCCGCGGCCAUCUGCAGGAACAGUCACCACGCCGCGGCGGCGGCGCACAGCAAUAACAAGGCGGCGGCGGCGGGGGCGCAGCGGCAGUCGCAGCUCCUCCCCACGAAGCCGUACUGCAGCGGCUACCAGCAGCUGUCCACAGCGAGCUCUGCUGGCUCUGCCGUGGGGGCGGCCGUCGACCACCACCAUCACCAGCAGCAGCAGCAGCAGGCGGGAACGGGAGCCGCGGCGGUGUCGACGUCGUCGUCGUCGUCCAGAAACGCGAGCUACGCGCUCGCCGCCGCGUCCACGUACUCGCUGCUCAGCCUGGUGAACGCCGCCUCCAUGGGCGGGUCCGGGUCCGCCGCGGCCAUCGACGAGCUCAGUACGCUGGUCGGGCACGUCCACGGCGCGCCGCCGUACUUCAACCACCAGGCCGCCGCCGCAGGCGGCCACGGCCACGGCCACGGCUUCGUCCUCCCCCUGCCGACGACGCCGUCGUCGCAGCAGCCAAUGGCGGCGCUCGGGACGCUACCCCUGUCCCUGGCCGCCAUAUCUGACAAGAUCUGGGACUGGAACCCGGUCGGCCCCGACGCGACGGCUAGAGACUACGGCAGCGCCACCGGCGGAUUCAAGUGACGGCUAAUGAGAGCGGCGCCCGGCCGCAUGCACGCCGCAGCUUCGCGCGCACGGGGGGUGGAUCUGUGGCGGCGCGCGCGCGCGUGCAUUACGAUCCUAAAUGGUACACAGCUACUACAGAGCCCAUGCAGAUCUUAUUUCUCUCCCUCGCGGUAAAUUUGUUCACGGUAAAUUCUGAGGAAUUAAACCAUCAGUGUAGACAACUAUAUAUAUACCCUUUUUAAUCAGGCCCUAGGUCAUACCAACUUGUACUACCAGUAGUAUGAUCAGGAUAGUAGUACGUAAGCUGUAUGUAAUUCACCAUCAUACCUGAAUUGCGUAGAAUAACCUCUCGCCUUUUAUUGGAU
This is a messenger RNA of Zea mays, 1961 nucleotides long. RefSeq lists its product as uncharacterized. Gene Ontology annotation, molecular function: DNA binding. Lineage: Eukaryota; Viridiplantae; Streptophyta; Magnoliopsida; Poales; Poaceae. The transcript is spliced from 3 exons. Gene Ontology annotation, biological process: regulation of DNA-templated transcription. Bases 271 to 1614 code for a protein of 447 amino acids. The record is from RefSeq and is marked provisional.